Messenger RNA from Fopius arisanus, 2438 nucleotides. Its product is annotated as odorant receptor 94a-like. The record is from RefSeq and is a predicted model, not a curated record. The transcript is spliced from 12 exons. Lineage: Eukaryota; Metazoa; Arthropoda; Insecta; Hymenoptera; Braconidae. Gene Ontology annotation, molecular function: olfactory receptor activity; odorant binding. Gene Ontology annotation, biological process: sensory perception of smell; detection of chemical stimulus involved in sensory perception of smell. Gene Ontology annotation, cellular component: plasma membrane. The coding region runs from base 123 to 1364 and encodes 413 amino acids.
CUAUGAGCGUAAUGGCAUCACCUUCACUCAAUUUCCUGACACCGACGAUCGGUGAUCAGCAAAUCUUGAGGACAAUUUCCAUAGAAAAAUUUAUCAAAACUGACCUAUUACAGCAAUAGAUCAUGGGGAGAAGAAAACAGACUUCAGUCAAUACAAAUAACGACUCCGUUUAUUUCGAGAAACUAUUCAAUGUUUGUCGUGUUGCCCUGCGCUUAGCCGGUAUCAUCGGCGUGGAUUCGAUGUUUUCAAAAUCUGAAAGAAGAGUUUCUGAUCUGAGAGGAAUUUACUACGUUGUCGGAAUACUACCUCCGAUUCUCAGUACGUCGUGUGAAGUUCGCAGCUUUGUUCAUUGCUGGAGAACCGACAUCUACGUAGGGUUGGAGAUAUGCACUGUCAUCCUCAGCAGUCUAGUCGUCAUAACCCAGGGUUUUAUCAUGUACUUGUCCAGGCGGGAAUUACUGAAUUUGAUCAGUCAGGUAUGCGAACUAUGGGACAAACAAUUAAUGAGUAUUGAAAACAAUAUAGUCAAAAAGGCUAGAAAAGCCCAAUCCUUGACGAAGGUCUACGCUGCCUUGGUUGUUUUUCUGGGGAGUAGCUUCACGCUCCGACCGUUCUUCUCAAUUUUCAUCCAGUUUAUCACUAGUACCGAGAAUGAUACGUAUGACUUAAGCCAAACCGCUUACCCCGCGAUGUAUCCUUUCGCAACGGAUACAGUAGGAAAAUAUCUAGCAUGCAUUACUGUUGAACUACUGCUGUUUGUCAGUGUAGCUGCAUGGUGGACUGGUGCUGACAUGGUGUUUCUCCAGCUGGCGACUCACCUGUCUUUGCAGUAUGAGAUCCUGUGUAAAAGUCUCACGGAAAUGAUCACCGAAGACUUUGCCCCAACUGAUUCUUCUCUGAUCCAGCAGUUGAGUUCCAUCGGCCAGCGACACAGUCAAUUGAUACUGCUGUCCCUGAAAUUAAAACAGAUUUUCAGUCCAAUAUUGUUCUGUCUGAUGAUCGUCACAGGUGCCAAUAUUUGCAUAUGUGUUUUGAGCCUUGAAAAGGAGAUCUUGAGCAGUAAUACCGCUGGAAUUAUCAAAUGUCUCAUCCACACCUCUCUUACGCUAAUUCAACCUGCCAUCUACUGUAAAUACGCAAAUGAUUUGAAUGAAUCGGCCGAGUUGAUUGGAAAUGCUGCAUUCCAGUGCAAUUGGAUUAACAAGAGCAAAAACUUCAAGAAGCAAUUACAACUAAUGACCUUGAAUGCGCAAAAAGGGAUCGCCUUCAGAAUUUGGGGAUUCUUCACUGUGAAUUUGAAUCAAUUAACGCAGAUUGGGAGUACUGCUGCAAGUUUCUUCGCACUGGUUAACAGCGUAUCAUAAGUCAAAGAAGCAAUAAUCACAAAGAGUAUCUGUAAAUGUCAUAAACCACUGUAUGAAGCUGUCCGCUGCUCUGAUUUGAUUGAAUAGCUAAAUAGAAUGACGACGCAAUCCCAUUUACAACAAAGGUGCGCUCUGUCGAACGAUGCCACCAUUAAAAUAGUUCAACCAACCAGUUCAGAAAUCAUUUUCACCUGUAAUUGAGGGGCUUUUAACAAGCUCAAUGGAGAUGGUGUCAUGGCGCCAGUAAAUAGCGAUUCGAACCAUUAAUGUGGACGAACUGGCAGAGCCUUCCAAGGACCCGUGAAUCCUGAUUUUCCUCAUAAUGAAACGGAACAAAGAGCACGGAAUAACCACUGUACACUGAUUAGAUGAUAGUGGAAAGUUUACAACAGAUUGUGUUGCUUCGAUGUUGUGAGCCGCUAUGUUGCAAAGUAGGUAGUCACGAACUAAUGCCUGUGGUAGCAUCAAUUUUUCACGUGGCCAAAGAACUUUUCAAUUAAUGAGAAAACACGGUGAAUAGCGUAUUGCAAGACAGUUGGAGAGAGCCGCUGCAUUAUUGAUUACUGAGAUAUGCAUUAUGUAUUACAUCGAAAUACGCUGCUAUUCUUCUAUUCUGAGAUGUCAUUACAGAUUCACAGAUAACGAGCUCCUUCUGCGCAACCAGAGCAUUAUUCAUAUGCAUAGAGUGACCAAGGGGAUGCACUCUAGGGUAGGGAUGCGCGAAAGUUGAAGGAUUUCCAGUUCGAGGAAAUUGUUGAGGAGAAAACAUUCCCAUGAAUCAAUAAACGCACUGACUCCUCCGAUUUUGGGAAACUAUUCCAUGUCUGCCGGAUUGCCCUGCGUCUGGCUGGUAUAAUCGGUGUGGACUCAAUUUUCUCAAAAUCCAAACGAAGAGUUUCCGAUCUCAGAGAAAUCUACUACAUCUUUGGCAUAGUCCCUCAAAUUCAAAUUCUCUCGGGUGAAAUAUACAGUGUUCUGCACUUCUGCAAGCUCAAUGCCGAGAAUGACACUUGAGUCAAACUACCUAUCCAGCGACAUAUCUUUUUGCGACGAAUACAUUUGCAUGAUACUGGG